Molecule: messenger RNA, 1689 nt
Organism: Nicotiana tabacum (common tobacco)
Lineage: Eukaryota; Viridiplantae; Streptophyta; Magnoliopsida; Solanales; Solanaceae
Product: UDP-glycosyltransferase 73D1-like
Molecular function (GO): UDP-glucosyltransferase activity
Source: RefSeq, a predicted model, not a curated record
AACAAUUUUAAGCCAAAUGCAAGUCUUCCUUUCCACCUAAACCCAUAAUUUAUUACUACUUUUUGGCUAAUUUUCAUUUUGCAAAUUUACAACUUUCUUCUUCUUCUUCAAAAAUGUCAUCAACCAAUUCACAAAAACUUCAUUUCGUGUUAAUCCCAUUACUAGCUCAAGGCCAUAUGAUUCCUAUGAUAGAUAUGGCUAGGCUAUUCGCCGAAAAUGGCGUAAAAGUAAGCUUAGUAACUACACCACACAACGCUUCAAGAUUUGCAACAAUUAUCAAUCGGUCAAGAGAAUCCGAGGGAAAAGAAAUUGAACUCAUACAAAUCCCAUUUCCUAGUGAAGAAGUUGGUUUACCACCUGGUUGUGAAAAUCUUGAUAGCGUUCCUUCACGUGACCUUAUAAGAAAUUUUUAUACAGCACUUAACACGUUACAAAAACCAGUAGAAAUUUUUUUGACAGAGCAUGAUUUUCCUCCGAGCUGCAUAAUUUCAGAUAAGUGUCUCUCUUGGACUUCACAAAUAGCACGAAAAUUCAACGUCCCGAGGCUUGUUUUCCACGGGAUGUGUUGUUUUUCUUUGUUAAGUUCUCAUAAUUUAAAAAUUCAUAGGCCUUAUUUGCAUGUCAAAUCCGAUACAGAACGUUUCGUUGUACCAGGACUUCCCAUGCAUAAUAUUGAAAUAUCGAAAAAUCAGCUUCCAGGUGCGUUCAUGCAAUUACCUGACCUAGAUGAUAUUCGGGACAAAAUGGAAGAGGCUGAAUCAAGUGCAUAUGGAGUAGUGGUCAACACAUAUACAGAAUUGGAGAAUGGAUGUGUAGAGGAAUAUAGCAAAGCUAUUAACAAAAAGGUAUGGUGCAUUGGACCAGUUUCACUUUGCAAUAAGAAUAUUUUAGAUAUGUAUCAAAGAGGGAAUAAACCUUCAAUUGAUGAAAAACAAUGUAUAAAAUGGCUUCAUACUAUGAAAAAUAAGUCCGUUCUAUACUGUUGCCUUGGUAGUCAAUGCAGACUAAUCGCGUCGCAGUUAAUAGAAAUUGGUCUUGGAUUAGAAGCAUCAAAUUGGCCAUUUAUUUGGGUAAUUAAGAAUGGCCAAAAAUUAGAUCCCCAGUUGGAGAAAUGGCUAAUGGUUGAAAAUUUUGAGGAGAGAAUCAAAGGGAGAGGACUUGUAAUUAAAGGUUGGGCCCCACAAGUUUUAAUAUUGUCACAUCCAGCAAUUAAAGGAUUCUUGACGCAUUGUGGUUGGAAUUCCACGAUAGAAAGUGUGAGUUGUGGUGUGCCUAUGAUAACAUGGCCAAUGUUUGCGGAACAAUUCUUCAAUGAAAAACUCAUUGUUGAAGUUUUGAGAAUUGGAGUUCAAGUUGGUGUUGAAAUUCCUGUUAGAUGGGGAGAGGAAGAGAAAGUUGGAGUAUUAGUGCACAAAGUACAAGUUGCAAAUGCAGUGGAGAAACUAAUGGAUGGAGGAGAAGAAGGGGAAAUGAGAAGAAAUAAAGCUAAAGAACUUGGAUUGGUAGCAAGGAGAACUAUGGAAGAAAAUGGAACUUCUCGUAUCAACAUAUUGAACCUCAUUCAGGACCUCUUAAACCAGUCGUAAGUUAUAUGUACUGACAGUAUAAAGAAUUUUUAUACUAUCAAUAAAAUUUAAUUUUGUUAUUGCAUUUAUUUCCAAGUUAUAACAUAUGCAUGAUAUGAAGAGU